Cheilinus undulatus (humphead wrasse) is the source of this 6335-nucleotide messenger RNA. RefSeq names its product armadillo repeat containing 2 (gene armc2). NCBI's taxonomy places the organism in Eukaryota, Metazoa, Chordata, Actinopteri, Labriformes, Labridae. Gene Ontology annotation, molecular function: protein binding. The record is from RefSeq and is a predicted model, not a curated record. Bases 245 to 2731 code for a protein of 828 amino acids. The transcript has 18 exons. Gene Ontology annotation, biological process: sperm axoneme assembly; cilium organization.
GGCUCGCUCUGCUCACUGCUGUGUAGCCUACAAGUUUCAAAAGCGAGCGGUUUCCACCAGAUUUUCGGUGCCAUGGCUAUUUUGCGUCGUCUUGGAGCGCUAAGGUUGACAGAUGGAGUUGAAGCUACCUCAACUGUCAUUUCUGGAGUAGUUUAACGGGGCUAAAGUGAGGCGUCCUGUCACUGCUCGCAUAAUGAAGUUGAACCGCUGAAGUCAGUUGCAGACUGGCUUGGCAAAUGUCACUAUGGAGAGAAAACAUGAGAACUGCAGCCCCUUCAUACCAAGACAGAAUGCUUUGAGGAAGACAAGUGCAGAAAUUGUGAGUGAAGCCAGGCAGUCCCUGCGAGCCCCUUCAACCCAGCGACCAUUUACUCCUAGAGAUGGACACAGGCAGCUGUUUGGACAGAGAUCUGGCCGUACAAAUCGUGACAACAGGCCUCCAUCAACCUUUAGUCUUCAUGCUCAAAAUUUUGAUGCUCCUGACUCUAGGCCAGGUUCAGGGACUCACCUUUCUCCUCUUGAUCAUAAGCCGAAGUUUCCAGUCCACUGCGAUGAUGAAGAUCCAUUGAAGGCCUUUCCCAAACCCCCCACUAACCCACUGGAAACAAAGAGGGGGUUGGCAGGGGCACGGGCACGACUUCUCCGAGUUGGAUCUCUCACUACAUUACCUCCUGUAGAGGGGAAAACAGAUGUGAAACAGAAAUUGAACCCAGGCCUGGGACAAAAGCAGCCUUCAGCCCAAAGACUCCCCAGUUCAGACCACACCGAGGUCCUCGGUGGUCCCCCCAAACCCGGCCCACGCAGAGCCGCGAGUGAAAGCAGAAUAAAACAGACUGGUGAUGACUCAGAAGUUGGACCCACAGAGGGUAGACCAGGACAGAGAACAGAUCCUGGGACCGGAGAGAACACCACAAGCACAGAGGAGGAUGCAAGGGCAGUGAUGUGGAAUAAUGUGAUUGCUCCUCUUCUGCAACAACUAGAGAGCGUGGCUGCAGUGUCUGUGCCAGGCUCUGCAGACUCGGUGGAGCACUUAUGUGAUUUGUGCGACCGUCUCCACAGCUCCUUGGCAGAAGCGGACAUGCUCGGCCGACGCUGUAAGAGGAGGUCAGGGAUACUACGAGCGCUGUUUCGUCUCAUAGACCUCAACUCUGCCCAGCUCAACCUGCACAUCGCGAAGCUCUGCCUUGCUCUGGGUGUCAGCGGGAACAAUCUGCUCAACAUCUGUAAGCUUGUCUUUCAGAUCAGCCGCAGUGAAAGCAAUGACGUCCUCUUCCAGAAUGACUCCAUCAUAGACUUGCUCCUGGGCAUUUUGAGCAGCGAGGAUGUGUCUGCAUCUGGGGAAGCUCUGCUAUACUCUGUCGGAACUCUGAAAUUUCUCUCAGGAAACAGUGCAAUCGUCAGACUCCUGCUUGACAAAAACUGUAUUGGCAUUUUUCAGAAACUCAUCCAGAGACUCUGCAAAGUAAACGAAACCAGCUUCGCUGGGGCAGGUCACAUCCUUGUGCAGCUGACAGCGACCUUGAGGAACCUUGCAGAUCACCCAGAUUCUCGCCCACUCUUCGUCUCCUUCUCUGUACUCUCAGAGCUCUGUGUGGUGCUGCAUCAUCACCGGAAAGAUCAGGACAUCUGCACCAACAUAUCCAGAAUAUACAGUAAACUCUCCUCUUACUCUGAAUGCCGUCUUGCUCUGGCCCAGACCCCCGACUGCUACCAAGUAUUUUUAGAUCUGCUGAGCAAACAUCACCAAAAACAGGACCUGGUUGUGCGCCUUCUCUUUACCCUUGGGAACCUCACAGCCAAAAAUGACGAGGCUCGCCAGCAGCUGUAUCAGUGCGAGGGUUGCAUGGACACACUCCUGCAGCUGUACGACCACUACCAGCACAGACAUAACUCCACAGAGAUGCAACAGAGAGGUCCCCAUUCUCCCAGAAAACCCUCUUCUACACUGCAGGAGGACGAGGACGUGCUGGUGAAGCUGGUCAGGGUGCUGGCUAACAUGUGCAUCCACCCAGCUGUGGGUCCAGCUCUGACAAAUAACGCCACCUGCAUUAAGCUGCUGAUGGAGACACUGGAGCUAAGGAGUGUGCAGGAAAGUGAAGAGCUGUUAGUGAAUGUGGCUGCCACCAUCAACAACCUGUCCUACUACCAGGAGGAAAACUCUGUGCUCAGACACCAUCAACUCACCAUCGCAAAGUUGGUGUUGAAGCUGUUUCUCAGCUCGAGUAUGGACGCAGUGCUGGAGGCCACACGUGUUUACGGAAAUUUGUCCCAGUCAAAGGAUGUACGGGACUAUAUAAUGCAAAACAAAGUGCACCAGUUUCUAGUGAUGCUGCUUGACUCAAAAAGCACUGAGAUGUGUUUUUCAGCCUGUGGGGUCAUCACCAACCUGGCUCCUGACACUCCCAACAGGGUCAAGCUCUCGCUGGAGGGAGCUGCUGCCAAGCUCGUGGACUGUCUGAAAGACUUGGGGCCCAGUGAUUGGCAGCUGGCGGGUCAGGUCUGUCAGGCACUGUGGAACAUGACGGGCGGAGGGAAGGAGAAGCUGCUGGGCACCACAGAGGCAGAGUCGCUGCUGGAGAUACUUAUUACGUACUCAGAUGAAGAAGAGGCUCUGAGAUGGAUUCAGAAUGAAGACUUGAGAGACUACCACAAAGCAUGUUGGGAAUUGGAGUUUCUUCCUGUUGCUACAAAACUGAUAAAGACACUACAGCAUCCAGACAUGGCAGUAUGAAAAAUACGGGACAUGGAGUUUAAGCUCCUGUUAGGUUUGUUUGUUUUGUUUUUUUGGCUGGAAAUGAAAUCUACUAAAACAAAUGAAUAUUGAUGCCACCUAACGAAACACAAAAGCAAACCAGAUCAAAAUAAUAAAAGAGAUGGAUCAUUUCAAGUACUGACUUUAUUUGUCUGCCAUUAAUGCUGUGUGGUAGGCAACUGACAGCACAAAACUAGAGAAGCUCUCUUUAUUUUUCUAAAGCAUUGAAGAUUGAUAGUGAAGUGAAUGUUAAACAUUUAAAAUGUGUUUUUUUUAGUUAACACCAUAAAUACAUGCACAGGAAAAGAUUAGCAAAGAGAUAAAUUACCCUACUUUACCACAGGAGGCCAACUAAAUGAUGGUUUUAUUUUUCAAUUAAAGUCCCUCUAUAGUGAAAUCCAAAAUGUGUCUUAACACUCUAGAUAUGUUAGCAUAAGGUUGCUGUAAAAAUGUGAAAACACUGAGAUCUACAUGUGACUGAUUUUUUUAUUUAGACUAUUAGAAAUUUGUUCACCCUUUCCUGGCUCGGUUAAAUUUGAGCAAGGCAAAAAUCUGAGCCAUAGCGUCACCAGUCUUGAUGAGGAAUUACCCAGCCCCCCAACGCUAAAAUGAUGUAAAAUCACAGAGCAGUUCAUCUCAGUACAGUCUGUUGUUAGCCGAUGUCACUGCCUUCAUCAAAUUAACAACCAGCCACAUGCUGGGUUUUUGUUCAUUGUGAGGUAAAUUUCCUAAAUCUAUCAGCCACUUCGGCCUACAGAUCAUUAAAAGCACCACAACAGAGAGAUUUGUACAAAAAACCAGGCAAUUUAAUCCCUAACUUCCUACUUGUGAGUGGCCUUGGCUUCAGCUCAUUCAACCGACACGCCCAUACCAUCCUAGAGCAGAUUUUUUUAUGAUUUCAAAGCUUAAGUUUCUUAUCUGAGAGAUGUUUUUCAUGACUGAAAUAUUGCCUGGUGGUUUAUAACACGGUGGCCUGUCAUACAACAAACUUAAAAUAAUAACUUUUUUUUAUCACUUAACAGGGACUUUAAAGCUGAAUAUUGAUGUUACUUCUAAUGAAACUUUCUACAGUUAAUAAGCCCUCAAAUAAGAUGCAUUUUAUUAUAUUCAAUAUGAACAUUCUAUUCAAAUGAAACACUGCAAAGGUUCAAAUUUUUGCACGUGUGACUAGUUUAUGUUGAGACCAACUUUCAAUUUAUUUUGUCCGAGGUUGGACUUAAAGUAGUUUAGUCAGUAGUAUUACACAAUUAAAACCAUUUUAGCAUCAAAACAGUGAGACAAACAUUAUUACAACAUUAACCUGCAACAGUUUUCUUAACUCUCUCCUUAUUGUUAAUAUUUAUCAAAAUAUUUAAUUCAAGUUUACAUAAGCCACCUUCACCUCACAUGUCAAGGUGACAAAAAAAAAAACAAGCUCAGUUGCUUGUAAUCGAUAAGAAAAACUACAGAAGGAACAUUUAUUAAAUCAUUGUCAGAUUUCUAGAUGUGCCUCAGGCCUUAUUUUUGUUUGUGCUCUCUUGCUAUAAGAUCUGUGGAUUUUUUAGGUGAAUGUGACUUGGAUAAGAUGUACUGACACAGAAAAUAAUUUAAAAAAUAAAAUAAAUACUGAUUUGAGUGUCUGCAGUACAGGCGCCUUUUAAUGAAUACAGCUGCUUUAUGUAUUUUAAAUGGAGCUGAGUAAAUGUAAAACAAAAAACUACUGUAAAAAUAAAUUAAUUUUAUUGAGCUGAAUGUGUGCCUUUUUAUAGCUGCUGGUUUCCUCCUUGUCUUUCUAGUAGCAGCAGCUGUAGUCUCUUUUUAUGUAUUUUAUUUGUUAUGCACUUUAACUUGUUUGUCCUUAAUCUUUCCGUGUACAGGGAUCAUUUGAUACAAGCUCUUUGCACAUUUGUAUAACAGACUUGAUCUGUUUUGUACGCACACUGUAUUGUAAAGGUUCUUUUAUGAUGAUGUACUCUUAAAACCAACCUGUGAUCGACCUCAUAAAGAUAUCUUUUAUUGUCGGUGGAUUGUGUGACUUGGAACUUGAGAUAAAUAAAGUACAAAAAUAAAAAACAGUUUUUUGUUUUGUUUUGUUUUGUUUGCUUCUUGAAGCCUUUAUUGGUACACAGAUAUGGGGCCAGGCAGUGCUUACAAGUUACACCAAGUAGCCUAAAGUACAGCAUUUCAAAAAUCACAUCUUUAUUACAUCAAAACAAGUCAGAAACGGCACUUAAUGUAAAAACCGUCAGUGUCAAUUCCCCCAGUUUUCACACACUAGUGACAACCACAAGACAAGCUGAUGUUUAAAAGUCUCUAAACAAACUCAAUAGCCAGAGCAAGUAACAAACAUUGUUCUCAACAUUUUCUUUUUCAGGUUGAUAUGAAAGACAGUUGACUGGCUGAUAUCAAGGUUGUUUUAGAUAUAUUUCCUAUUCCGUUUAUCGCAUGGGAAAGUCACUGAAACAUGAAGGCAGUUUGGUCAGUGGGGGUAACGCUGAGGUUGACGGACAGGCCUGUGUGGCCUAGAUGGGAAAUCACCCUGAAUAUCUGACUGAUAAGAAGCCUUAGCACGGAAAAGACAGCACUUUUCCAGCAAGGUGUGACAUGGAGAGAAAGGUACGAGGAAUUCCUCCCUUAUCUCGGUGUGAAUGUUGGUCAACAGGAGCAAAGAGAAAUUUUGACCUGCACCUGCACCACAGGUACAGGGAAGAAUACCAGAUUCCCUGUGAGUCAUACAGUUGUCAAGCUUGUACAGUAAAAUGAUUGACAUGAAAGUCCCUGGACAAACUGAACUGUUCCCCUGAGCUCAGCUUGAUGAAGUCAGCUUUAUGAUCACACAGCUGAGUGUACUUUGGAACAUAAGGUGAUGGAGUAACACUUUAAUGAGUCAUCUUUUUGCAUAAGAGCAGUCAGAUAUGCUUGUUAUUUAGCAUGGGUUAAUUCUCAAAACACUUGUGCAACCAAGCGGAUGGUGACGAUGAUUGUGCUGUGACUGCUUAGAAUCGUGAAUCAUGGCGGCCUCUCCACAUCUCAGUACAAUCUCUCUGAUGACGUAAUGAAAUCAAGUUUAGGAGAAAACUACGAAUAAUACACAACAAUUUAAUAUCAUAGUUUAUUUUUUUCAUCUUUUUUCAUAUAAAAAAGUGUCAGUAACUGACAUCAGUCAGAAGUUUGAAAAAAAAAACCUCCACUUCCUCUCAAACCACUUUCAAAUGUACCAUUCCUUUAUCCUCCUCCUCCUCACUCAUUCAUCUGUCUGAUUCUCUCAACCCACCCUCAGAAGAAUGCAGUAUUUAACUGGUUUUAGUAAACAUAAAAACAAAACAGCAGAGGUUUCACACCUCUUCAAAAUAAAAUUAAAAAACAAACAAAAGCUGCUUUUGCACUGGUUAGACUUCCCCAGCAGGGAAAUAAGCACAGCUACGACCAGAGUCGGCCCUGUGUGGGCACGCCACAUCCCCCAGCAAUGGGAACGCAGCAGCCCGGAAAGAGUCUCUGCUCACCAAAGAGCACUUCUUAAAUGUUUUCUAGAGAAAAACAGAAGAGGUAUUCAUUUACUGGUAAAAUUCACAAUCCAAAGCUUCGAAAGUGUUAGGGUAACCAG